AUGAGCCAUCGCGGACCGGCCGGCUACGGCAUCCCUAGCUCUUCCAGCCCCUACGGGGUUAGUCCCGAGCAGGAUCAGACUCCCAACAUAUUCGAUCAGCUCCGACCGUACACGGACAAGGCCGAGGACUUUCUUGACAGCGUCAGCGAGCCCAUCAAGCCCUACCUCCCGGCCCUUGGGCGUUUUCUCAUCGUCGUCACCUUCCUCGAGGACACGCUGCGCAUCAUGACGCAGUGGAGCGACCAGCUCACCUACCUGAGGGACUACAGGAGCAUCCCCACCGGCAUCACCCACCUCUUCCUCCUCGUCAACAUCGUCGCCAUGGCCAGCUGCUCCUUCCUGGUCAUCGUCCGCAAGCACUCGGACUACGCCGUCGCCGGUCUUAUGGGUGUCGUCGUCACCCAAGCCCUCGGCUACGGCCUCAUCUUCGACCUCAACUUCUUCCUCCGCAACCUGUCCGUCAUCGGCGGUCUCCUCAUGGUCCUCUCCGACUCGUGGGUGCGCAAGACCAAGGCCUUUGCCGGCCUACCCCAGGUUGACGAGAAGGACCGCAAGAUGUACUUCCAGCUCGCCGGCCGCGUCCUGCUCAUCUUCCUGUUCAUCGGCUUCAUCCUCAGUGGCCAGUGGUCCAUCUGGCGUGUCGCCGUCUCCAUCGUCGGCGCCGGUGCCUGCAUCAUGGUCGUUGUCGGCUUCAAGGCCAAGUUCAGCGCCACCCUUCUGGUCCUCAUCCUCAGCGUCUUCAACCUCCUUGUCAACAACUUCUGGACUCUUCACGAGCACCACCCCCACAAGGACUUUGCCAAGUACGACUUCUUCCAGAUCCUGUCCAUCGUCGGCGGUCUUCUCCUGCUCGUCAACAGCGGGCCCGGCCAGUUCAGCAUCGACGAGAAGAAGAAGGUCUACUAA
Messenger RNA from Geosmithia morbida, 906 nucleotides. Its product is annotated as ER-derived vesicles protein. The record is from RefSeq and is a predicted model, not a curated record. Gene Ontology annotation, cellular component: membrane; endoplasmic reticulum-Golgi intermediate compartment; endoplasmic reticulum. The transcript is spliced from 4 exons. Bases 1 to 906 code for a protein of 301 amino acids. Gene Ontology annotation, biological process: Golgi organization. Lineage: Eukaryota; Fungi; Ascomycota; Sordariomycetes; Hypocreales; Bionectriaceae.